Oryza brachyantha (malo sina) is the source of this 1284-nucleotide messenger RNA. RefSeq names its product basic blue protein-like. Gene Ontology annotation, cellular component: plasma membrane. Lineage: Eukaryota; Viridiplantae; Streptophyta; Magnoliopsida; Poales; Poaceae. The record is from RefSeq and is a predicted model, not a curated record. Gene Ontology annotation, molecular function: electron transfer activity. Bases 404 to 964 code for a protein of 186 amino acids. The transcript has 2 exons.
UGAUAUCUUGAGAUAUUAUAAAUUUAUAUUAAAAUUUUUGGUAACUUAAUGUAUUUUUAAGGACGAGAUAAAGGCCCUAAAUUUAAUGGAUUGGAUGAGUCGUACUCAAGGACCACAGGAGCAGUGUGAACGAAUAGAUGUGCUACGGCAGAUUAAUACGAGUAUAUAUGUUUCUUUUUUUAAUAAGAGGGAGAACGUUACCGAUCCAUCACCGUCGACUAGUACGGAGUCUAUGGACUGACCGAGAGCUAGCCUCAUAAUAUAUAUACGUUUCUUCCAGUUUUGUGGCCUCAUCGAUCAUCGAUCACUGACAGAACGUAAAAAGUAGGUUAACUUUGAUCAAUCGAUCUCCUCUGCUUAAUUAGUUUGCCCCUUCCAGCUAGCUAGUUAGCUAGCUAGAUAUAUGGCUUCCAUGGGAAGAGUUGUGGUGGUGGCCAUGACGAUGAUGGUCAUGCUGGGAAUGGCGUCGGCGGCGACCUACAACGUCGGCGAGCCGGGCGGCGCAUGGGACCUCAACACCAACUACGCCAACUGGGUUGCCCAAAAGAAGUUCCACCCAGGCGACCAGAUAGUGUUCAAGUACUCGCCCCAGCAGCACGACGUGGUGGAGGUGAACAAGGCGGGGUACGACUCCUGCUCCAGCUCCAGCUCCAGCUCCAGCGCCAUAGCCACCCACACCACCGGCAACGACGCCAUCGCCCUCAACUCCACCGGCACCCGCUACUUCAUCUGCGGCUUCCCCGGCCACUGCACCACCACCGGCACAGGCAGCAUGAAGAUCCAGAUUGAUGUCGUGCAGGCGGACUCCUCCACUCCUGCGCCUGCCCCGCCCACGCCCAGUGGCAGUGGCCCCAACCCUACUCCUCCCGCCCCCGUCCGCUCUCCGCCCUCCUCCGCCGCUACCUCCCUCAAGGCCACGGCAGCAGCUGCCGUCGCCGUCCUGCUUGCCGCCCUCAUGGCCUAAACAGAUAGUAGCUAGUAUUAAGUUCUUUUUUUCCUUUUUUUUUCUUUUUAUUUAAAACUGGAAGAGAGAGAGAGAGAGAGAGCGCGCGCGCGCGAGCCAUACAUAUGUACUCCGUACCAUCUUCAUCUGAUUGAUUGUAUACUUACUGAUCGACGACGAUUCAGUAUUACUUAUAUUUAUAUUUAGAGGAUGCGAGAGUGAGCAUUUAUAUAUAUUAAUUAAUUAAUUCUUAGGAGGUUAAUUGUAUUUAUAUAACUAUAUUGCUUCACUUGUCGAUCGAGGGAUAGACUAAGUAAACGGUCAACAAACUAAGAAUAGAG